CCCACCUUUCUUCUAUCGCCUCCCCCAUUUCAUUUUCGACUCUUUCUUCCUUGCUUCCUUCCAUUUUCUCUCUCAUCCAUUUUUAACCUGCAACAAUGAGGUCCCAAAUCCUGAGAUCCGUCCAAUCAGUUGCUCGCAAAUCCAACUACACCCGCAAUUAUGCCUCCGCCGCUAGUCCCGAGCGCAAAGUCACCAUCCUCGGCGCCGCCGGUGGCAUCGGCCAGUCUCUCUCCAUGCUUAUGAAGCUCAACCCUCUUGUUUCCACCCUUUCUCUUUACGAUCUUGCUGGUACUCCUGGUGUUGCCGCCGAUGUCAGCCAUAUCAAUACUCGUGCUCAGGUUUUUGGUUAUGCAGAGGACAAAGAAUUGGGCAAGGCACUUGAAGGAUCAGAUGUUGUUAUAAUUCCUGCCGGUGUGCCUAGGAAGCCUGGUAUGACUCGCGAUGACCUCUUUAAAAUCAAUGCUGGUAUCGUGAAAAAUCUCUGCAAAUCUGUUGCCAAGUACUGUCCUAAUGCUCUUGUCAACAUGAUUAGCAAUCCCGUGAACUCAACAGUUCCUAUUGCAUCUGAGGUUUUCAAGAAUGCUGGAACUUAUGACCCCAAAAGGUUGUUUGGUGUGACAACCCUGGAUGUCGUUAGGGCUAAGACUUUCUAUGCUACAAAGGCUGGCCUUCCAGUUGAAGAGGUCAAUGUGCCUGUUGUUGGAGGUCAUGCUGGCAUAACCAUUCUUCCAUUGUUUUCUCAAGCUCACCCACAAGCCAAUCUUUCCAACGCUGACAUUCAGUAUCUUACAAAGCGAACACAAGAUGGAGGAACAGAGGUGGUUGAGGCUAAGGCUGGAAAGGGUUCAGCAACAUUGUCUAUGGCUUAUGCUGGAGCCAUAUUUGCCGAUGCCUGCUUGAAGGGACUUAAUGGUGUGCCAGAUGUUGUGGAGUGUUCUUACGUAGCAUCAACUGUCACUGAUUUGCCCUUCUUUGCUUCUAAGGUAAGAUUGGGGAAGAAUGGAGUGGAAGAAAUAUAUGGAUUGGGCACUCUAUCCCAGUAUGAGCAAGAAAGUCUAGAAAAACUCAAGGCUGAACUUAAAUCAUCCAUUGAUAAGGGAAUUGAGUUCGCCAGCAACGAAUGAGAGUUGCGAGAACAUCCCUCUUUUGUGUAGAGGUGAAUAUAAGUCCUUGUUUUAGGAAUUGAACCAUUUAAGAUUUUUAGUUGGUUCCGGCUCUUUAAACUAUAUAAUUUUGCUCGCUGCCAUGUUGUAUUGAGUGUGGCACUAUUUGAAAAUCUCCCAAAUGCUCGCCGUUUUUUGUUUCGGCUGGAUUCAAAUGUCAAUAAAGAAUCGUGAACCUUGCCAUUUGUUGGGUUUAGUUCUACUAUCAAUAACCUUCUAACAAAA
Chenopodium quinoa (quinoa) is the source of this 1388-nucleotide messenger RNA. RefSeq names its product malate dehydrogenase, mitochondrial-like. NCBI's taxonomy places the organism in Eukaryota, Viridiplantae, Streptophyta, Magnoliopsida, Caryophyllales, Amaranthaceae. Bases 96 to 1124 code for a protein of 342 amino acids. The record is from RefSeq and is a predicted model, not a curated record. Gene Ontology annotation, molecular function: L-malate dehydrogenase (NAD+) activity. The transcript has 7 exons. Gene Ontology annotation, cellular component: mitochondrion; cytoplasm. Gene Ontology annotation, biological process: malate metabolic process; tricarboxylic acid cycle.